AUGGUUAAAGCAGUUGCCGUCGUCCGAGGAGAUUCCAAGAUCACUGGACAAGUGACCUUCGAGCAAGUCUCGGAGUCCGCUCCGACUACCAUCUCCUGGGACAUCACCGGUCACGACCCCAAUGCCGAACGUGGCAUGCACGUCCACCAAUUCGGAGACAACACCAAUGGAUGCACCAGCGCUGGCCCUCACUACAACCCACAUGGCAAGACUCACGGCGGCCCAACCGACACUGAACGCCAUGUUGGUGACCUUGGCAAUAUCAAAACUGAUGCUCAAGGAAACUCCAAGGGAAGCCUUAGCGACAGCUUUGUCAAGUUGAUCGGCGAACACAGUGUGCUCGGACGCACCAUCGUCGUCCACGCUGGUACCGACGAUCUCGGCAGAGGCGGGAAUGAGGAGAGCAAGAAGACCGGCAAUGCCGGUCCUCGACCGGCCUGUGGCGUCAUCGGCAUUGCUGCAUAA
Rhinocladiella mackenziei CBS 650.93 is the source of this 465-nucleotide messenger RNA. RefSeq names its product superoxide dismutase [Cu-Zn]. Gene Ontology annotation, molecular function: superoxide dismutase activity; copper ion binding. The transcript is spliced from 4 exons. NCBI's taxonomy places the organism in Eukaryota, Fungi, Ascomycota, Eurotiomycetes, Chaetothyriales, Herpotrichiellaceae. The coding region runs from base 1 to 465 and encodes 154 amino acids. Gene Ontology annotation, biological process: removal of superoxide radicals. The record is from RefSeq and is a predicted model, not a curated record.